Molecule: messenger RNA, 1602 nt
Organism: Penicillium cosmopolitanum
Lineage: Eukaryota; Fungi; Ascomycota; Eurotiomycetes; Eurotiales; Aspergillaceae
Exons: 8
Coding region: 1-1602 (533 amino acids)
Molecular function (GO): monooxygenase activity; iron ion binding; oxidoreductase activity, acting on paired donors, with incorporation or reduction of molecular oxygen
Source: RefSeq, a predicted model, not a curated record
AUGCCUGGGUAUUUCCCUCCUGGUGGAGGGUGGCCUGCGGUCGCGAAGACUACUCCUGGUGUCAUUCGUGGAACUGUGCACAAGCAUCUGGAUCGGUAUAUACCGGCAAUGAGCGAGGCGAUACUAACCCAGCUGCGUGCUCUACAAUUUGACGAGAGCGGUGAAUGUACGAUCAGUUGCUUCGAAUUCGCAUACUCGGUCGUCGCCCGCAGUGGUAGCUAUGCCAUGGUAGGCGAACGUCUCGCAAACAAUGAGGAAUACCUCAGAGCUGUCAAGGAACAUAUCCUGGGAAUGAUUAUGACUACCCGAGUGCAAUUUCUUGUCCCAGAUUGGUUGAAAAAAUAUAUAGGCGGCUUUAUCAGCCGCCUAGCUACAAUAGGUACACGCUGGGAUAUGCACGCAUCACGUAAAAUUUUGCUCAAGCAUUUCGAUGCUCGAGCGGCUGAGUACCGCGAUGAGAUGGCAUGCCCGGGGAAUAUAAAUGAUAAAGACGAUUUCAAGUCGACAGAUAAGCCAGUUGAGAUCUUUCGGUGGCUGUUCGAAAGCUCGGUACUUCGUCAUCGAUGGAGCUACCCUGAGGUCCUUGGGGAGAUGCUCUUGCUCCAGUUUGCCUUCAUAUAUACGACUGGCUACGUGGGUCUUAAUCCAACACACAAUCUUGUAAUGAAACCCCGAGGCGCUGAUCAUCAACAGGCUCUCUACGGUGCUUUGGCCGAGCUAGCCCGGCAACCAGAGUACAUUCAACCACUGCGAGAGGAGGUUGAAGCUGUCCUUGCCGAAUAUGGAGCCACCGUCCCGGCCUGUGAUCGAAUGAUACUUCUUGAUAGCUUUCUGAAGGAAUGCCAACGUCUGCACCCACCUGCAGCCAGGAUAACUCUCAAACCUGGAACCCAUGUCGGCGUACCGAGCAGCUGGAUCCAGCGGUCCAGUGCAUAUUACGAGGAUCCAGAGACCUUCGAUGGUUAUCGAUUUGUGAAGCGUGCAGCGGCUGGGGCAACAAACACCAGGCUAGUCGAUCUAAGCCCCGAUUAUCUUGUUUUUGGAAUGGGUGUGCAUGCCUGUCCCGGCCGGUGGAUGGCAAGUGCCCUGAUGAAGCUGGUCAUUGCCGAGUUAUUGAUUCGCUUUGACAUUCUUUCCGGAGCGGAGGGAUCCUCGCAGGGCCCAUUGAUCGGAUCCCUCUCUUUCGAAGAGUUCUAUGUGCCCAACUUCGGACUGAAACGGACCCUACUCCCUCCAAGGACAAAUAGCAGCUCCCCUCGAACCCGCACAUAUCAACUCCUCAAUCCGAGCGCCGUGGCGGCUGAGACGUGCAUGAAAGCGCCCCGCAACCCGGAAACCGAAGACGAGCCUGCGAGCCAUCCAGAGAGCGGAGAUGACAGAUCAAGUAAUCUCACGCGCAUUGAGUUCGACUUCGCUGCGCCCCCGCAACCAUUUCUCGAUCCUCCUGCCUGGGAGGCGAUGCUGAAGCGGUCACGGACAAAGAGCUCGUCUGGUGAGGAGAACCGUGCCGGGGGCGCGGGAGAGGGAAGGGCGAGUGGGGGCUCUGAGACACCUCAAGACCAAAGGGAGGAGCUGGAGUUCUCUAUCUCUCUUGCAGGGUAG